Molecule: messenger RNA, 2347 nt
Organism: Galleria mellonella (greater wax moth)
Lineage: Eukaryota; Metazoa; Arthropoda; Insecta; Lepidoptera; Pyralidae
Product: putative inorganic phosphate cotransporter
Exons: 8
Coding region: 247-1785 (512 amino acids)
Biological process (GO): monoatomic anion transport; transmembrane transport
Molecular function (GO): transmembrane transporter activity
Source: RefSeq, a predicted model, not a curated record
UGUUAUCACUUUGAAAACGAAUACUGUGUCAGACGGAUGGUGUUUAAAUUUGUUCAGCGACGUGAAAUAAAAAAAAAAAACUAUUCAACCUUUAUUUUUUUAUGUGAACGUAUUUUCAUUAAUUCUGAACCGAUGUUAAUGAUUAUUUUUGCAAUUUCGUGAUUUUUGUGACAAUCAGAAAUUGUUUUUUUUUGUGGAGUUAUUACAAUAUUAAAUUGUAUUUUAUUUAAAGGUUAAACCGCCAAUAUGUUGACAGGAUGGAGACUCGCACUGUCCAAAUUAUUCUUAAUACCCCAGCGGUAUGUGAUGGCUAUAAUGGCAUUGUUUGCUGUAGCCAAUGCUUACACGAUGAGAGUUUGCCUCAAUCUGGCCAUCACACAGAUGGUGAAGAAGACAGCCGCUGUAGAAGGCGAGGAACAUUACGAUCCAUAUGCGUGUCCAGAUAAAACUAUUACGAGAAAUUUUACUAAAAGCUACUCUUACUACAGGGCAGAUGAUACUGUAUAUUUCGAAUGGAGUGAGGCAACACAGGGACUGAUUCUUGGAUCUUUUUACUAUGGCUAUGUUUUGACUCAUUUACCUGGAGGUAUGCUGGCAGAACGUUUCGGAGGGAAGUGGGUAUUAGGUCUUGGUCUCCUAUCGACUGCAGUUUGCACCAUAAUCACGCCUGUUACAGUCAAAGUAGGAGGUGCUACUGCUUUAUUUAUAUUGAGAGUUAUAGAAGGAUUAGGAGAGGGUCCAACUAUGCCAGGUCUAAUGGCUGUAUUGUCACGAUGGGCUCCAAAAGCGGAGCGUGCUCGUUUCGGUGCUAUUGUAUUUGGAGGAGCUCAGAUAGGAAAUAUAGCAGGUUCCUACUUCUCUGGACUGGUCAUGCAUAAUGGAAGUUGGGAAAAUGUAUUUUACUUAUUUGGGGGGAUUGGACUGCUAUGGUUUGUUCUUUGGACCGUGUUGUGUUAUAGUACACCAAAUACCCACCCUUUUAUAUCAGACAGCGAAAAGAAAUUCUUAAACGAAAACGUAGAUUCACUGAAGCAUAUUAAUGCGCAAAAAAUGGACCCUAUUCCAUGGAAGGCGUUGCUUCGAUCUGUGCCAUUAUGGGCUCUAAUUAUAGCUGGCAUCGGUCACGACUGGGGCUACUUCACAAUGGUUACAGAUUUACCAAAAUACAUGACAGAUGUGUUGAAAUUCAACAUAAAAUCUACAGGAAUACUCUCAGCUAUUCCUUACGUAGCUAUGUGGGUAUCUUCGUUUUUCUUUGGACUCAUAUGUGACUUCUGCGUUAAAAGAGGAUAUCACAAUAUUAAAAAUGCAAGAAAAAUCUAUACAAGUAUUGCUGCCACCGGCCCUGGUAUAUGUAUUAUCUUGGCUUCCUACUCCGGAUGUGACACUACUCUUGCCGUAUUCUGGUUCGUGGUUGCCAUGUCUCUUAUGGGCGCUUACUACAGUGGUAUGAAGAUUAAUCCCCUAGACAUCAGUCCCAACUAUGUAGGUUCCACUACAGCUAUGGUCAAUGGUAUCGCUGCUAUUUCAGGCAUUGUAUCACCGUAUCUCAUCGGCUUACUGACACCAGAUUCCACUCUUGCCCAAUGGCGUGUUGCGUUUUGGGUUUGUCUCGGAGUACUAGUGAUCACAAAUAUUGUGUACGUCAUCUUUGCUCAAGGGGAACAGCAAUGGUGGGACGACGUUAAAAAACAUGGAUACCCAAAGAAUUGGAAGCACGGCCCGUUGGCAUUGAGGUCUGUUGAUAAAGAACAAGCAAAUGAAGAAGUUAAAGAGAAAAAUUGAUUUAUAAUGCUACGUUAGACUUUAAUUUAGGUACUUAUUUGUGAGAUUAAUUUAUGAAAUGAGACUGCAUUAAAUCUAAGUGGUGCCUAUGAAUGCAACGUCUUAUUAAUAAAAACUAAAACAUCAUACAAACUCAUUUUAACAAUUAAUUUAUCUGAAUCUAUAAAAUUUAUCUGAAAAGAAAGAGAUAAAAUAUUUUUGUAGCUGAAAUUAAUUGGUUAGACGUUAGGCGUUUUUAUGAAUAAGAGGGUUGUUGUUCAAAUGUUUCAACUUGUACAUAUCUAAAAGUUAAUGAUUUAAUGACUUGUAUGUUUGUGUGAAUGUUUUGUAUCUAUUAAUUAUGUAAUGAGUUAAGAGUUGACUGGCUGGUCCAAAAUAGUUGAGUGAAAAUACCUCUAUUCUUGUAUAUAAUAAACUAUAAGUAAGAAGGAAUUUUUGUAAAUUCAAAUAUUUCUUUUGUUAAGCUAUAUGUAUAUAUAUAUAUAUUUAAAUAGAGUUAUUUAUAUUUUACCAAAUGUACCAAUUAUUUAUUAAAAAAUAUUUUUAAAAUCUUCAGUUUUUC